Aspergillus alliaceus is the source of this 1990-nucleotide messenger RNA. Its product is annotated as DMT family transporter. Gene Ontology annotation, cellular component: membrane. Lineage: Eukaryota; Fungi; Ascomycota; Eurotiomycetes; Eurotiales; Aspergillaceae. The transcript has 2 exons. The record is from RefSeq and is a predicted model, not a curated record. The coding region runs from base 210 to 1490 and encodes 426 amino acids.
CUUUUGCUAUUUCUCUUUUUCUCUCUUGCUGUGCAGCUUCUGAAAGGGUUCAGCUGACAAUUGAACUUCCAUUAGUCUUUGAAGUUAAUCUUUCGCAUGAUCUACUAUUCUCAAGUCUACCUACAUUUGUUUUGGACUUCCUCCUCUUCUACUUCUAGAUCUUUACCUGGGACCCAAGGAAAGGAGUCACAUAUCGGUCCACGCCUAAUAUGACGCGGUCUUCGUCAACCAGUCAGGAUGGUAAUCGACCUCCCAUCGGCUCAGAAUCGACAGCCAAAGCCGACACCAAUAGCCCAUUUUCUGCGCUGUUUUGUUGGAGAAAACCGCGCCCAGUCAACGCCCAUGUAGAUGAGCGGACCCCCUUACUGGGAUCGAACCCACCGGUAUCACCAUCAACGUCAUCAUGGUGGAAAACGGUGCAGGAUUCAGGGCGCGAACUCUGGCUCCAGGGUAAGGGGAUGAUCCUUGUCCUGCUGGCGCAGUUCUUCGGCGCUUCCAUGAAUGUCAUGACUCAAAUUCUGGAGAUCAAAGGGAGAAAUGGGGAAGGAUUUCAUCCCUUUCAGAUCUUGUUCGCCCGCAUGUCCAUCACGGUGGUAGUCAGUUAUCUGUACAUGUGGUAUACCAAAGUCCCUCAUCCCUUGGGCACCCGCCCUGUACUUCAUCUGCUGCUGCUUCGCGCAGCCGGUGGCUUUUUUGGCGUUUAUGGGCUGUAUUAUUCUGUCCAAUACCUACCACUGUCCGAGGCGACAGUGUUAACUUUCUUAGCGCCUAUCCUUACCUGCUACGCCUGCUCUCUCUUCAUCCCCAACGAAACUUUCACCCGCAAGCAACAACUUGCCGGCGUAGUAUCGCUAGUGGGAGUGGUGCUGAUCGCACGGCCUCUCUCGGUUUUCUCAACAUCCCCCGAGGCGGGCAAUGGUAAACAGCCCCAUUCUGCAGACGAAUACCAACAUAUCCUGGCUAUUGCCACGGCGCUCAUGGGCGUCAUGGGGGCAUCUUGCGCGUACUCGUCCAUCCGAAUGAUCGGACAGCGCUGCCACCCGCUUGUGUCGGUUACCUAUUUUUCCUUGUUCACGACCAUAGUGUCGACCGUAGCCAUUCUGGCGAUGCCUUCCAUUGCUCUGGAGCUACCAGGGACCCUAUUAGAAUGGACCCUGCUCUUGGGUUUGGGAGUUUGUGGGUUUCUCCUCCAAUUCCUCUUGACUGCAGGCCUGUCCUAUGCUCCUCCACCGAGGAGAUCAUACACAUCAACGGGUAACGAGAGCGAUGAGCCUAAGGCAUCAUCGCACAGCUCGUCCGGAUCGCGGGCCACGUCCAUGAUUUACAUGCAGAUGGUCUUUGCGUUGAUUUAUGACCGCGUUAUUUGGGGGAGCACCCUUUCUCUCUUGAGUUGGAUGGGAUCCGGUCUGAUCUUAGGAAGCGCCAUCUAUGUGGCAGUCGUCCGGGAGGCGCCCGCUGCUGCUAGGGACGAUGACGAGGAAACCGAGUAAAUAAGGACGAAGGUUAUGAAAUUGGUCGCACGACGACGUCACGACUUGCAUGAGCGGAGGAAUGAAUGCCUGGAGUAAGGGCGAGGGGGAGGGAAAAGAAAGAAAAAACGACUAAUGCAUGAUGGAGCCGACGAGGCAAGAGACACGACGAUCUGAGGGAUUUGACAGCAAGCGAAGAUUCCUUCUCUGCGACAACAGCGCGAAUUUCCUAGUAAAUUUGAUUUUGAUAUAUACUACUGUAGUAGACUAUAUACUACUCUCGUAGAUGGACAUGAUUGAUCUAUUUGAACUAAAUUGAAUCAUAGGUUGUGGUUGUGUCUGCGAUUGUAAACAUAGUAGAAGAAUUCAAGGUGGAAAGAAAAGCGCGCUUAGGUCAAGUUGCAGGCAGUGCGUGGAGAUCCCGACAAGUGGUGUUGGUCCGUGCUUUCCUGGAGAACAGUGCUCCGUAGUUUUUGCCCCUGGGGUACCUUGGUUCCUUUUUUUUUUUAUUUUUCCCCUUU